GAGGACAGAAUUCCUAGUCCAGGACUGGCACCGCCUGUCUUAGCUGCUGUGAUAAGCAACAUGUCCACAGCGACUUGUGAGGAAAGGGCCUCUUUCUGCUCACAGCACUCCAGCCACACUCCACCACUGAGGUGAGUCAAGGUAGGAAUCUGGAGGCAGGAACUGAAGAGAAGAUCACGGAAAACACUUUCCCUGUCUGCUCAGCCUUUCUUAAACCAUUCAGAGUGGCAUGGCCCAGAGUGAAUUGGAUCCUCCCAUCCCAAUCACCAGUGAAAAAAAUGCCUCAUGGGCCAGCCUCACAGAGGCGUCAUCGUCUCACCUGAGGCACCUUCCUCUCAGGUGACUCUAGGUUUGUGUCAAGCUGAGGAAACCCAGUCAGCCCUGCACAGGCAGGGUUAGUAUCCCUGACCUAAGAGACCGUCAGGAGCGAACGGGUCAGGAUGCUGCUCGAAGACCAUUCUCUGUGCAUUCAGGAUGGUUGUGACGAAAAAGAACCCAGACCUGGAAAGAUGCUGACCCUUAAAACCUGCUUAGUGUUUCUCUCUUGAGCCUGGGUCUCACUAAGCAACUUGGCUGACCUUCAACUCUUGGUGUAAGCAGACUUGGCCGCACACUAGAGGCUCUCCUCCUGGGAGCUCAGGGUGACCUUCCCUGCCUAUCCUGCCCCUGCUCCCUUCAUGGUGCUGGCAACAACCUCCUUUGGAAACAGCCAUGGCUGUGGCCUGGCUCUGGACACACAUACCCAGAACUGAUAACUCUUGAUAAGCCACCAACCGUUAGGAUCUGGAGCUGGAGACAUGGCUCGGUGGUUAAGGAUGCUUCCUGCUCUUGUCAGGGACCCACGCUCAGUCCCCAGUUCCCAGUCAGUGGCUCACCACCUGUAACUGCAAUUCCAGGGGAUCUGACACUCUCUUGUCUUGGGUACCUGCAUCAAGUUGUGCACAUACACUCAUGUAGACGUAGACACACACACACACACACACACACACACACACACACACACACACAACCUUUCUUUUUCUUAAUGAACUAUAUAUUUUUUUUUAAAAAGAAUUAUUUGUUUUAUGUAUGUGAGUACACGUAGCUGUCUUCAGACACACCAGAAGAGGGCAUCAGACCCGAUUACAGAUGGUUGUGAGCCACCAUGUGGGAAUUAAACUCAGGACCUCAGGAAGAGCAGCCAGUGCUCUUAACCACUGAACAAUCUCUUCAGCCCUUUAAUGAACUGUCUGGAGCCUAUCAUCCCAGCGCUAAGGUGAUUGAGGCAGAACUACAUGAGUUCACGACCAGCCUAGGCUACACAUGGAAUCUCGGGCCAACAUAGACUACACAAUAAAACCCCAACCCCAAAGCAAAAACAAACAACCGAAGGCACCCCCCCCCCAAGUCCCAUUAACACUCAAUGAUGUCGGUUACUUAGAUCUAAGCUAAGUGGGGCUGGCCCUCAAGACAGGGUCCUCCAGGUCACAUGUCACAUGCCCUGGCCUCGGGAGAGCUUCCUUACACCCAACCUUGGAUGCAGGUGAGGAUGCAUCCAUCCUAGGGAACAAGAUGAAGGAAGGAAGCAGCCAGCCAUGGCAGCUAGCAAUUCCGCGUGGAUGAAGGCCCUGUGAUGGGAGGAAAGGGCAGGGCUGAUGCAGAGAUGGUCCACGGGGACUCAGCACAUCUGUUGGAACAGUUUUGCCUCCUUCCCAGGUUAGCUGAGAAGUACUUAAUUUAAGCUGGCCUGGAACUCAUGGCAAUUCUCCUGUCUCAGCCUUCCAAGUGCUGGAGUGAUAGACAAGGUCUCCCUGGUGGCCCAGGUCGGCCUCUGCUGUUACACCGUGUGCACCGUGCCUGGCUGCUCCUCUAAAGCUGCUGUACAGAAACAGCCUGGACAGAAGAGGUCGGGCACCAGCCAGGCGCAGGCUGUACUUGCUCUGUGCCAUCAGGACCUUGCUGAGGGUCAGGCCUGAAGGUCAUGGAGACUCUGCCAACCACUUCACUCAGACCGAUUUCUAUAGCAGCCGUGACAGCUGCUACACAAAACAUACUCAGGCCUCAGGUUCGCUUGCUAGCAGGCGAAGACACCGCCGUCCACCCCACCAUCUGCUGGGGAAUCUAGAACCACAGGAGGGGACGAAUCUUCAGUGCUGCGCUUCUCCUGUCCGUGUUCUGUGCUGUGUGGAACCCAGAAUCCCAUGAGCUAGUGGAACACUCUCUCACAGAGCCGCACUGAGCGCUGUCAACUUCAUUUCUUUACUGAAAACAUGUCUGUCGGGUCAGCGAGAUGGUUCAUCGGGGAGGACGCCCGCUGCUGCGCCUCCAGCCUGAACACAAUUCCUAGAACCCUCAUGGUGGGAGAACUGGCCUCUGCAAGGGGUCUUCUGACCUCUUUCAGUGCUCAGGGGCAUGUGUGAGUAAGGGAAUGAAUGUGCAGAAGUAGAUCUGUCCAGAAUGAACCUAAAGACAAAGGUGUCAGAAAGGACUCUUUUGUUGUUUUGUGUCUGUCUGAGGCAGUGUUUCACUGUGUAGCCUUGGCAGGCCUGGAGAACACUUUGCAGACUAGGCUAACUGGGAAUUAGGAUACACCCGCCUCAGUCUCUCACGUGCAGAAUGCUGAGAUGAAAGGCGUUGAAGAGCACAUUAGGAAUAUGACCAAGAUCUUAGAAACUACUAGGCCAACCAGAACCAGCGGUUUUCUGAGUCUGCGGGUUGAGCCCCGCCCCGCCCCGCCCGGCGUGUGCUGUUCAGAGUGAGAGUCUGCACCUUCCUCGGCUGGCUGCCUGUCAGCACCUCUCACUGCUUUGCUUUAUGCCCCACCCCUCUUUCCUGGCAGGUGUACACUCUUGAAUUCUCAGGAUCAAACUCGGCAGUCUUUUCCACAACAUGUCAGGAUCAACAAGAAUGCAAGUCCCCAGGGACGCAGAGGCAGCCCAGCCUGCCAGGCAACUCUAAGCAGGAGCCGCCUAAGGGAAGCAUCGGGGAGCACUGGAGUCGGGGAGAGGUGAGAGGAGAGGUGGCCAGGCCAGCACCUGCCCAAGUUCCCGCCAGGAACGGGAGGGACCUGCACCCGGAAACUGAGAGGAAAACCUUUCAGACUAUGGUGGCGACAACACCCUGACAGCUCAAAGCAUGAGCCGGCUCUGGACCACGAAGGCUGGGCUGGUGGCGUGUGGCAUGAUCUGCGCCUUCAUCUUCCUUUACCUGAGAAGUCCAGGGCCUGAGGAGGCUGACGCUGAACCCACCCGCCCAGCUGUGGUGGAAUGUGGCUUCUAUCCAGAUGAGCUGUGCUCGGCUUUAUUUGAGGGGAAAAAGGCCGCCCCGCAGAUUGCACAAUUCUGCAGACCCCCUCGGAACUCUGAAGUACUCGCUCAUUUGAGCACUCCUGGAAACUGCUCCAGGAUGGCCCAGGGGCUGCAUUUCAUAACCAGACCCCUGUCUGCAGAAGAGGGGAACUUCUCUUUGGCCUAUGUUAUCCAUGCUCCUAAGGAACUAGCCAUGCUUGUGCGGCUUCUCAGAGCAAUUUAUGCACCUCAAAACGUCUACUGUAUCCACACUGAUGACAAGGCCCCCACGAAGUUUAAGAGUGCCAUGCAGACCUUCGUGGGCUGUUUCAGAAACGUCUUUCUUUCAUCAAAGACACAGAAGGUGGCGCAUGACAACCUCAGGAGGCUGCAGGCAGAGAUUGACUGCAUGAGGGACCUGGUCCGUUCCCCACUUCAAUGGCGCUAUGUCAUGAAUCUCGGUGGGCAGGAAUUCCCUAUCAAAACCAACAAAGAAAUCAUCCACUACAUCAGAACCAGGUGGAAGGGUAAAAACAUCACUCCUGGGGUGACCCCACCCUCAAACACGAAACCCAAGACCGGCCAAAGCCCUCCAAAGCCCAGCUCCAAUGAAAAUAGCUACACAUCUCCAAAUACAAGGUUCAAACCAAAACCACCCCGUAAUCUAACAAUUCACUCUGGAAGUGCUUACUAUGCACUUACGAGAAAUUUUGUAGAGUUCGUCCUAACUGAUCCCCGUGCGAAAGACAUGCUGCAGUGGUCCAAAGACAUCCUCAGCCCAGAGCAGCAUUACUGGGUGACUCUGAACCGACUGAAAGAUGCUCCAGGUGCCACAGCAGGUGCUGGAUGGGAAGGACACAUUCGAGCCACGAAGCAGAGAACAGAGGCAGGAGACGGUCACACAGGGUGCACAGGCCAUGAUGCCCAAGACACCUGUGUGUACGGCCUGGGAGACCUGCCUUGGCUCGUCCAGUUGCCAGCUUUUUUUGCCACGAUGGAGCCCUCCACAGACCCACUGGUGGUGGUAUGCAUAGAGAGGCGGCACAGACUCAAAGCCCUACAGCAGGCCAAGGUCCCCCCAGAGCCACACUGGCAAUUUCCCCAGGAAAGCCACUUUAGCAGUCAAGCCCAUGACUAAGGGGGCUGUCAGCAUCACUCUUUCAAUUCCUGGACGUGAAUUACUUCAAACAAUGCAGAAACACACCCCUGUCAGGCCUCACCACUGCACUGGCAGGGAGAGACCGAUGAGGACCGCCUGAGGCUGUGGCUGUGAGCCCCGGUCAACAGCACCAACAGCGUCUUACCAGCUGCUGAGUUUCCCCACCCACCCAAUCCAGUUCACGCUGGACACCAGCAGCAGGCCUUGUUCUGAGGGCCUGGAGACCCUGGGUAAGAGGUGCCCCACCCACAGGAAGCCAUGCCUCUUUAGAGCUGUCCCUAUGGACUAAGAACAGUGCAACUUUGUUCUAGAAAAUUCCAGAAAACCAUCUAGAGGUAAAGUGAGUAAUCCCACAGAGGGGAAGAAACGUCUUGGCCUGUCAUCUGCUGUUCCUCCUGCCAUGCUGGGGGCCACAACUGCACUGCCUGUGCCACCACCACAGGGGUUUCUGCACACAACAAUGUGAAGAGAGACAGAGGAGGCCGCUUGACUUUUACGAAGUUUUUCGAGUUAGGUGAUUCAUGUGGCAAGUGGCCAACACCCUGGACGUAUGGGCUGAAGGCAUAAAAGGCCAUGGGCAUCGAGCCUCAGGUCCAGGUCCUUCCCUCCUAUGUCCCUGACUCUCCCGUCGCUGCUGCUGUUAUGGGAAACUUCUAUAGAUGCUCUCUCUCUAGCAAUGUCCUUGGUGGCAUAAAGACUGACAUGUUCAAGUA
Molecule: messenger RNA, 5138 nt
Organism: Rattus norvegicus (Norway rat)
Lineage: Eukaryota; Metazoa; Chordata; Mammalia; Rodentia; Muridae
Source: RefSeq, a predicted model, not a curated record